UGCUCAGCUCAGGGUUGGAUGACCCAAAUUCCGUUGUGGGCUCUGUUGGGUGCGAUGGACCUUCGCAUUCGUAACGCCCACAUGGUUGUUUAUUGAUGUUUUCCUUAAAUCUGUGUGUGUGUGGUUCGGAGGAGGUGAACAAGCUUGAGAAUUGAGCUGGUUUAGUAAUUUGGACAUUCGAGGGGAGAAAUUUGCUGGUGGACAUGGCGACGCUGAAUUUGGGGGCGAUGCUGAAUUUGGGGGCGAUGAGCUCUAUCUGCUGCAGUCGUUCUUGCAUGCCCUUGGCUAGCCCUUCUUUGGGUGGAACAAGCCAGUCAUUUUGUCGAAUCAACAAGCAAUACCUGAGCGCAAAGACGGUUCCAAUAAGCGGUAGGAAAGUCUGCAGACUAUCUGCAAUCCCACAGGCUUCAUCAGCAGUUGAAAGAGAAGCAAAGAAGUCAUCUGACGAUAGCCUGGAAGCUGCUGUUAAAGCAAUUGAAUUCACGGGCGUGCAUCACGUAGGUUUGCUCUGUGAGAGCGUUGAGAAAUCACUUGAAUUUUAUUGUGGCUUACUGGGUCUUGAAAUUAACCCAAAUCGACCUAAUGACAAGCUCCCUUAUGGGGGUGUCUGGUUAAAUGUUGGGUCACCGUCUCAAAUGAUACACUUGAUGGAGUUGCCCAAUCCAGAUCCCAAAGAAGGUCGCCCAAAACAUGGUGGGCGGGAUCGCCAUGCAUGUGUCUCGGUUAAGGAUGUUAUGAAAAUAAAGGAAGUAUUUGAUAGAGCUGGUGUUACUUACACGUUCAGCCAGUCUGGACGACCAGCCCUCUUUGCAAGGGACCCUGACGGCAAUGCUCUGGAGUUUUCUCAGAUGUAAUAUGUUUUGUGGCAGAUGAAAAACAUUCAUGGUUAAGAUCCACUGUAUCUUCUAGGUCUCCUAUCGCAGAAGUACUUAGCACUGCCCUUCUAUUAUCAAACAUUAAUGUUACAACCAUAUGACCAUUUUAAUAUUAUUUGUACAGACAUGAUACUUGUAAUGUAUAGGUUGUCAAUCCAGUCGGGGUGUUCCUGCAGUUGAAGCUUAGGAGCACAUUAUUUAACUCUAAUCGAUGACACAAUUCAGAUUUUAAAUAGUAAAAAGCGAGAUGGGGCUUGCAUGUUCUGGACUCGCAUCUUUCAGCGCUC
This is a messenger RNA of Physcomitrium patens, 1162 nucleotides long. RefSeq lists its product as uncharacterized. Lineage: Eukaryota; Viridiplantae; Streptophyta; Bryopsida; Funariales; Funariaceae. The record is from RefSeq and is a predicted model, not a curated record.